This is a messenger RNA of Cucurbita pepo subsp. pepo (vegetable marrow), 995 nucleotides long. Lineage: Eukaryota; Viridiplantae; Streptophyta; Magnoliopsida; Cucurbitales; Cucurbitaceae. The record is from RefSeq and is a predicted model, not a curated record.
AGUACUGUUUUCACUCCCUUUUUCUGUCAUCUUUUUAUAUAUAUUAUAUAUAAUUUUGAGGGUUUUGAUUAUAGACAAAGGCUGACAAAAUUGUAUACAGAAAAAAGGUUGGCUAAUGUUCAGGGUUUGGUGGAGGGUGGAGUACAGAAAAGAAGAGAAAAGAAGGGUGAAUAACGUGGCUUUGCAUACACACUCCGACUUCCAACCUGUCUCUCGCCUGCUCGUCGGAGAAGAAGAAGAAGAACCUUCUCUCUCUCUCGCCGGAAUUAUGGUCUCCGAUCGUUCAUUCUGUAACUUCUCAAUGCUUAUUCUCUUCUUCCUCUCACUGCUUUUCAGUACUUCUUCAUCCACUUCCAUUUCAGGUGAUGUCUUUGAAUCGAAGGUUUUAAUCGGUCGGAGCCUCCUCCAGGCUAGAAAAGCUUGUCCAGUGAACUUUGAAUUCUUGAACUACACCAUCAUCACAAGCAAAUGCAAGGGGCCUCGAUACCCUCCCGAACAAUGUUGUCCCGCUUUGACAGAAUUCGCUUGCCCUUACGCCAAGGAUCUCAACGAUUUAACAAAUGAUUGCGCUUCAACCAUGUUCAGCUACAUCAACCUGUAUGGGAAAUACCCUCCUGGCCUCUUCUCUAGCGAGUGCAAGGGUGGGAAGCAAGGUCUGGAAUGCCCUGCACUCCCGCCCUCCACUUCAGCUGAUCUUAACUGGGGUUCGAUAGCACGUUUGCCAUCUCGUUCGCUGAUCCUCUCGACUGGAUUCAUACUGCUGUUAUGGCUAUUCUGAUAAGGUCCAAGUGCUUACCAUUUUUCAUUUUUUGAUUCCAAUUUGUUAUAAUACCUUAAACAUACUGAAAAAACUGCAAUUAUGUGUACUACAAUUUAUUUAUUGUCAUUGUUUCAUAACAUAAAUUUGUGUAUCUAUCUAUCCAUCACUCUGAUAGCUGUGGAAAAUGAGUUCUUGUUCAUGAGAUUGAAUUGCAGAAGUUCUUAUUUGUUCUUAA